Physeter macrocephalus (sperm whale) is the source of this 929-nucleotide messenger RNA. It is a transcript of the gene DNAJC17, whose product is annotated as DnaJ heat shock protein family (Hsp40) member C17. NCBI's taxonomy places the organism in Eukaryota, Metazoa, Chordata, Mammalia, Artiodactyla, Physeteridae. The coding region runs from base 1 to 849 and encodes 282 amino acids. Gene Ontology annotation, biological process: spliceosomal complex disassembly. The record is from RefSeq and is a predicted model, not a curated record. The transcript is spliced from 10 exons. Gene Ontology annotation, cellular component: spliceosomal complex. Gene Ontology annotation, molecular function: RNA binding.
AUGAAGAAGGCAUAUAGGCAGAAGGCCCUCUCCUGCCACCCAGACAAAAAUCCGGAUAAUCCCAGAGCAGCUGAACUCUUCCAUCAGCUUUCUCAGGCCUUGGAGGUACUGACCGAUGCUGCUGCCAGGGCUGCAUAUGACAAGGUCAGGAAAGCCAAGAAGCAGGCAGCAGAGAGAACCCAGAAACUUGAUGAGAGAAGGAAGAAAGUGAAGCUUGACCUGGAGGCCCGGGAGCGGCAGGCCCAGGCCCAGGCCCACGGCGGCGACGAGGAGGAGGAGGAGGAGAGCCGGAGCACCGGGACACUAGAGCAAGAGAUCAAACGCCUGCGAGAAGAGGGUUCCCGACAGCUGAAGGAGCAGCAGAGGGUGAUCCAGGAGCAGAUACGCCAGGAACGGGAACAGAGGUUGAGAGGAAUGGCAGAAAAUCCUGAAAGCAAAGGAACCCCCAAGCUAAAGCUCAAGUGGAAGAGCAAGAAGGAGGCCAAGUCACAAGGUGGCUAUUCCAGAGAUGUCCUCCUGCGGCUUUUUCAAAAGUAUGGAGAGGUGCUCAACCUGGUACUGUCCAGUAAGAAGGCAGGCACUGCCGUGGUGGAGUUUGCAACCAUCAAGGCUGCGGAGCUGGCUGUCCAGAAUGAAGUGGGCCUAGUCGAUAACCCUCUGAAGAUUUCCUGGUUGGAGGGACGACCCCAGAGCACAGUGGGCCCUAACCACCCAGGACUGUCCCAGGGUUCGGUGCGGUCUGAGAGGGACUAUGAGAGCCUCGUCAUGAUGCGCAUGCGCCAGGCAGCUGAGAGGCAGCAGCUGAUCGCCCAGAUGCAGCAGGAAGACCAGGCUGGGCAGCCCACAUAGCCUCCUAGCCUCCUGCCUCCAGCCCUCCCACCCCACAGCCCUUUUCUUAAACAUCACCAAUAAACUUUUUUUUUUUUUUU